Pelagomonas calceolata is the source of this 708-nucleotide messenger RNA. The record is from the annotation of a GenBank genome assembly. Lineage: Eukaryota; Pelagophyceae; Pelagomonadales; Pelagomonadaceae.
GAAAAAAUUGCUCUCAUGCCUCGUGUGCUGGUUGCGCUUGCCUCCGUUGGCCUGCGCGCAUCGUCCUUUACACUCGCUACUCAGCGCCGGCAGCCCAACGCAUUCAGGCGCAACAUGGGGGCCCUCCAGAGCACUGCAGCCCCCAGUGUCCGGCACAUGCGCUCCCGUACGGCUCGUCAACCUCCACGCCAUCGACGCGCCAUGCUCCCGUAGCUCCAGUGGCUGCGCCUCGCUCGAUGGCGUGGGGGUGUGUACGUCCGGGCAGUCCGAACGCCAUCGACGCGCCGGCGCCGCGACCGCGUCCCCUCACAGGCCGCCGACGAGCAGGAACUUAAAGGGAUGAUCAAAUCCAUGGCGGAGGACAAGACCGGCGAGUGGAUCGCGGCGAACUGUCUGCCGGACGCCCUAUUCAUCCGCCCGAGCGGCAACCCCUUCAAGGCCGCCGAGUUCGUCACGUUCUUCGGCGGCGACGUCGAGAUCACGGAGAAGGCCCUCCUGAAGAUCCAGAAGCUCGACGUCGGCGCGGACAUGGCCUACGCGACGGCGAGCGAGUCCGCGAAGUUCACGUACAAGGGCACGCCGAACGACGACCCGUCCUUCACCGUGUCGACGGUCUGGAAGAAGGUCGGCGGCGCCUGGAAGCUCGCGCACGGCCACCGGUCCACGGCCACGGGCAACGACAUGUCGUCGUGGGACGGCUGCGUGUAG